Molecule: messenger RNA, 737 nt
Organism: Capra hircus (goat)
Lineage: Eukaryota; Metazoa; Chordata; Mammalia; Artiodactyla; Bovidae
Gene: PDCL2
Product: phosducin like 2
Exons: 5
Coding region: 85-717 (210 amino acids)
Biological process (GO): protein folding
Cellular component (GO): cytoplasm
Source: RefSeq, a predicted model, not a curated record
AAUGAAGAUACAGAAUGGAAUGAUAUUUUAAGAGAUUUUGGCAUUCUUCCUCCAAAAGAAGAGCCCAAAGAUGAAAUUGAAGAAAUGGUUUUACGUUUACAGAAAGAAGCAAUGGUUAAACCAUAUGAAAAGAUGACUCUUGCAGAAUUGAAGGAAACGGAAGAUGAAUUUGAUGAUGAAGAUAUGAGAGCUAUUGAAAUAUAUAGGGAAAAGCGGUUACAGGAAUGGAAAGUUCUAAAGAAAAAACAAAAAUUUGGGGAAUUAAGAGAAAUUUCUGGAAAUCAAUAUGUGAAUGAAGUCACAAAUGCAGAAAAGGAUGUGUGGGUUAUAAUUCAUCUAUACAGAUCCAGCAUCCCAAUGUGUUUGUUGGUUAACCAGCAUCUUAGUCUCCUAGCAAGAAAGUUUCCUGAAACUAAAUUUGUUAAAGCGAUCGUGAAUAGCUGUAUUGAACACUACCAUGACAAUUGUUUACCAACCAUUUUUGUUUAUAAAAAUGGUCAGAUAGAAGGCAAAUUCAUUGGAAUUAUAGAAUGUGGAGGGAUAAAUCUCAAGCUCGAAGAACUUGAAUGGAAGCUAGCAGAAGUUGGAGCAAUACAGACUGAUUUGGAAGAAAACCCCAAAAGAGCCAUUGUAGAUGUGAUGGUAUCUUCAAUUAGAAACACUUCUAUUUAUGAUGACACUGAUAGCUCAAACAGUGAUAAUGAAGACACCAAAUAGAAUAUUUAAUAAAUAGCUUU